AGGUUCAAGUUUUGGAUUGAAGUGAGGGGAUCCAAAAGGAAUGGUGGGCUCAAGGCAUACUCUCCCAUCAUGGAUUAGUGCCGCAGCGUCGAGAGUCGAUUUCGACGGUAACGUUUCUUCCAUGUCGGAAGCCAUGUUCACAGAAGGGGGGGAAGCUUCUCCUCCUGAACCCCACGGCUCUAACACCCUAUCCGAUACCAAUUUGAGUUUCGGAGAACGGGCUGUCUCCGCUGCUGGUGCCGCCGUUCUAUCCGCGAUCCUCGUUAAUCCCCUUGAUGUCGCAAAGACAAGGUUGCAAGCACAGGCUGCUGGAGUUCCUUAUUCGCGUACAAGGCACCAUGUUAGUGGCCGUAUGGCCUCUCUUGGACCAAAUACGUUAUUUUCAGAUCUGAGAUGUUCUCCAUAUUGCAAUCGUGGUGGAAUGGUUGGUCCUGAAGCAGUUUGUCCUCCUGAUUGUUUUCAAUACAAAGGAACGCUGGAUGUCUUCAACAAGAUCAUACGACAGGAGGGAUUUACAAGGCUGUGGAGAGGCACAAAUGCAGGUUUAGCAUUGGCAAUACCAACUGUGGGGAUAUACUUACCUUGCUACGACCUUUUCCGCAACUGGAUUGAAGAAUUUACAUCCCAGAAUGCUCCAAACUUGAUACCGUAUGUCCCUUUAAUUGCUGGCUCAGCAGCUCGUUCAUUAGCUUGCAUUUCUUGCUAUCCUAUUGAACUUGCGAGAACCCGAAUGCAGGCAUUCAAAGAGAUGAAAAUUGGCGCAAAGCCUCCAGGAGUGUGGAAGACUCUCCAUGGAGUCCUCUCACCUGUCAGAGGCUCAAGUAAUAACUUCCAAAACUUGCAAAGCUACCGCAUCCUGUGGACUGGAGUUGGAGCACAACUUGCUCGUGAUGUUCCCUUCUCCGCAAUUUGCUGGUCAACAUUAGAGCCAAUUAGGAGAACCCUUCUUGGUCUGGUGGGUGAAGAAGCCAAUGCAGCAAGUAUCCUCGGGGCAAAUUUUGCUGCAGGUUUUGCUGCUGGUAGCCUUGCUGCUGCUGCUACAUGUCCUCUAGAUGUUGCGAAAACCCGAAGGCAAAUAGAGAAGGAUCCAACGAGGGCAUUAAAAAUGACAACAAAGACAACGCUAAUGGAGAUCUGGAGGGAUGGAGGUAUGAAAGGGCUUUUUACAGGCAUUGGUCCGCGUGUUGGUCGUGCUGGUCCAUCAGUUGGAAUUGUUGUUUCCUUCUAUGAAGUUGUGAAAUACUUUCUGCACCAGAGAACUGCAACAUCAUAAUAAACACAGUUUGAUAUACUAAGGAUUCCAAUAUUUGCACAUACCUGCGGCUCAAAGGAUACAAUAAACUACUGUGACCUUCUAUGGAAAUGACUCGGCUCGA
Molecule: messenger RNA, 1376 nt
Organism: Telopea speciosissima
Lineage: Eukaryota; Viridiplantae; Streptophyta; Magnoliopsida; Proteales; Proteaceae
Product: mitochondrial carrier protein MTM1-like
Exons: 11
Coding region: 41-1273 (410 amino acids)
Biological process (GO): mitochondrial transmembrane transport
Source: RefSeq, a predicted model, not a curated record